UCAUUGCAGUUGACGAACUGACAGCACAUAAGCAGUAACAUCUUAAAAUGAAUCAGUUGGAAGUGCUGAGCUCUGGGGCCGGAAGACUAAUGUGUGGCUAGCAGUGGUCUCCCUGGAGGGAUUUUGCCCUCAGACCCGUAACCCAGUCAGAGCUGUCAUCACCCAGGCCGGGCUGGGACCAUCUGAUGGUGUGGACCUCGGAAGGCAGGCCAGGGGGUGGAUUUAAGCACAGGGUGGUGAGCACAGGAAAUGCACGCAGAGAGAAAGUGCCUGCCUCCAGCAUUCUGGAGCUGAGGGGUUCCCGGAGAGCCGCCUCCUGGUCCUUCCUGCCUCUGGUGUCCCCAGCUAAGGAGAGAAGAGAAGAGAACCAGCCUUUACUUACACUACCCUGUGAGGGCCUCACGGUACUCCUGCGGACAAGGGGUGUUAUGCUGAUUUUGUAGAUGAGAAAGUGGGCUCAGAGAGCAGUUUGUCCAAGGUCGAGUAGCUAUUUAGUCAGAAAGUGACAGUCUCCAUUCGUUCUGCCUCCAAAGCAAAUGAACUUUCUACUAGACCACUCUUCUUUACUGGUGGAAACUUAGUAGGAAUUCGUGCUUUGCAAAGUUAGGGCAAAGACAUGAUCAUUCUGAGACGGUGAACCUGUGUGUCACGAAGGGGGCAGGUGGCCGCCAGAUGCUUCCCAAAGCCCGUGGCUCCCCAGGGCAGCUCGCGUGAGUGAGGAAGCAGCGUCGGCACUGGUUUCAAGUUCAGGGCCUGGUUCUGCUGCUCACUUGCCGGCUGACUGCAUCGGCCUGAGCCCCCAUUUCCUCAUCCGUAAGACAGGGGCGAUGACUGUCCUUAUCGUAGCUGACUGUUUCAGAUGAGAAGAGAAAACUCACAGAGCUCUCACCCGGCCCCCAGCACACUCAGCUCUGAGUAGAUACUAGGUGUCAGCGCUUGGUCGUUACCUCAGCCCGAGACUUAAAAGCGGUCUCCUAACGCCAGUUGCCUGGCAUGUCACUGAGGUCACCAGAGCUCGUGUGGGGCAGUCUCCCGUGCAGGUGGGAAAGCCGAGCACAUUGGAGAACCACGGGGCUGUCGGGGAAGAUGGAAGACCCCCUGGGGGUGAGAAGCAGGCGUGGGCGUGACAGCUGGGAAUCAGAAGCAGGGCCCUUGAGAGGACGAGAGGACGUCCCCCGGGGCUUCCCACAGACUCUGGCCACUUGGGGCCUCAUUUGAUGUGCUGGGCGGAGGACGUUAGGCAGUUGGAGAGCUCGUGAGUGAGAUGGGGCUGUUCUGUAAGAUGUGCACACGAACGGGGGAGCGACUUGCCCAUCUACUCUGGGCGCUCCAGCAGCCCACCCGACGGCCUGGUAGGCAGUGUGAGCUUUUUCCCCCCGGGGGUUCGAGGUCUGACCCUGAUUUUGUCUCAUUUAACAUAAUGUUCAACUGUUGCCACUGUCACCUGGGACUGGCGUGCUUCUGAAGAAUUGUUUUCCUCCCGGGCUGCUGGCUUGUGUCAUCUCGGAAAGUGAAGGAUCUUGCUAACUUCAGCUGCUCAGUGUCAGACCCAGGGGUGCUAUGUAAACAGUUUUUCCCUUUAUUAGGCAUUAACUAAAACUAGGCUGGCCACAGCGCAUUUUAAACAAUUAAUAAACAUAUAGCAAGGGCCAGCAGCCCCCUAAGGAUCUGUGGGGAACAGGAGCCGGCCCCGUUGCUCUCAGUCGGACACAUCACUUUCAGUGACCUCAUUCUGAGCUGGGGCCGGGCAGAUGAGUGUCUGGCCCUGCGCUGCCCCGUCUGAAGUGGUCUCGUGAGUCCCUGCCACCCAGGCUGCCUCGUGACCCGUCACAGUGGCUCACAAAGGCUGUUCUCUUCCCAUGCUUGCCUCUCUUAAUCAUUUCAAGUCUUGAGAAUGCACCAGCCAAACCCCUUUGCCCGAGCUCCGUGCCUUGGAGUGAAUCCGUUGGGGUCAUUGCAAAGGUGCCUUGCUCUGGCUUUGGGCAUAUCUGGAGGUUAUCUGGUCUGUCCUGUAGCUCCAGCCAGGGUGGCACACUCAAAACCUGGUUCGUGUUUUUAAACAUCACCAGGAAAAAAGAUUCCGCUGGCAGAGUGGAGGGUCUCACAUUUAUCUGUCCAUCCGUCCACCACGCUGCCGUGGGUCGAGGAAGAGGAAGGGUUCACAAUACAUAAGCCGCGCAGGCUUAAGGGGCCAGCAGGUCUGGGAGACUUCGGAGCCGACAGCCCCCGCCCCCCACAGCUGACAGGCGGCGGUGUCCGAGGGGGUGGGCCUGCCACCCUGCAGCUCUCAAGUAAAUGGUGCCGAUCAGCUUCCAGUGAAGCCACCUCGGGACACUUGAGUUUCCCAGGGAGCCCCCUGGGAGAGAGGAGGGGUGCCAGAUCAUCCCCAGUCGGCUAAAAUGGCAUUGGUGGGACAGGUGGCCUGAGGCAAGGGGUGCUCUUGCAGCUCUAAGAAACACCUGUCUGUCAGCACUGUGACACUUUAGGGUGGAUUACCGAAAAGUGGAAGCUAUCCAAGAUAAGAGGCUUGAAGGGGAAGACGUGUGGAGAAGAAAUCUAGCACCUCGUAACCUAUAAUCACAGGAGAAGAGUCAGUCUUUUGCUGGGUCCCAGGUCCUGCCUGAAUCUGGAUACUCCUGCCGAAGGGGAGGAUGUUGAUUUUCUCUUUAAAAAGGGCACCGUGAACACAUCUUACAUAAGGACACAUCAUAGCCUGUAGUUUUAAAGCAAACGGUGACGUUAAGAUGGGCAUUUUGUUUGCCAGUGGAUUUCAGGUGACUUAGUUCGUAUCGAGUGAGAUGCUCCCCCUUGGCGAUGCCCUGGGACACGGUUAGGGCAGACAGAGCAGGGCAGUUGAGGCAGCUGCUGGAGAAUCAGACCGAAGGGAGCCUGCCCAUUUCCCAUUCCUCAGCCAGGUGGGCGCGUUCAUCGAACCUCUGCACAGCUCUGUGUCUUUUUUUGUAAAACGGAAAAAAAGAGAACCUCCCCGCACGUGUGGGUGUUAGGACCAAAUGAGGUCAUGCAUGUAAGGCGCCUAGCACGGGACCUGGCACCUUGGCAACACGGUUGCUAGGUAGUCCUAGCAACGGUGCUCUGUGCUGAUGGCGGGCCCAGCGCUGCUGAGAGCCCCACCUGCACUCUGGCUGAGUGCUCACGGUGACAUAGGGGAGAGGCACGGUUGUCAGUCGCCUCCCGCAGAUGAGAAAAGUGAGGCGGGCGAGAGGAAGCUGCUCGCUCCAGGUCACAGAGGGGAAGCAGUAGAGCCAGCAUCCGAAGCCAGGCCUCGGGUGGGCCCCGUAGGCUACCCGGCCUCCAAGCAGGAGCGCUGUCGCCAGCACCCCCUGCUCCUGGCUUCUGGUCCUGGGUCUCAUCUUGGCCGGUGGAGGACUGCUGCGCGGACUUCGCAGAAACCCUCCCUUGGUUCCCCGCGGGACCCCGGGGCCCUGGCUCUUGCAGACAGGACGGCAUGGCCUCAGCAGCUCCGGCCUUAACCUCCUGAGCCCUCCAAGCAGGACCGGGGCCACCUCCAGAGAGAGGAUGGUGUGGAGUUGAGAGACACUUUGAAUUUGGGGGGCUGUCAGAGGGCAGGGCUCAAACUGCGCUGUGUCAAGUGUUUUAUCCUUGAGCAGCAGAGAAGAGGUGUGGAGCUUUCUGGAUCUUCCUGUCACUAUCUGUCCUUUCCCUCUGAGUUGGAGGCUGGGUCUGGGAGCUGGACGUGGCUGGUCAGGAAAGCCACGCGAACCCCAUUUCUGGGUUCAGAGAUGAGUUGCCCAACCUCCCGCACACCCCUGGCUCCCAUGUGUAGAGCACAUGACUCUUAAUCUCAGGGUCAUGAGUUCGAGCCCCAUGUUGGGUGUGGAGUCUACUUUUUAAAAAAUUUUUUUAAAUACAUAAAAUGUUGUGGAAUUUUUCUAACGUAUUAUAAAAAUUCCAUAUAUAUACAGCAAUGUCAAGAAGAGUUUUGCAGCAAAUGACUGUAUGUCCUAUCCACCACUUAGAUUCUGCCAUUAACUUUUUCCUUACUUGAUUCAUUGCGUAUCUGCCCAUCUUUCCAUCCCUCUCCACCCAUUAAUCCAUCUACUUUUUGAUUCAUUUCAAACAAAAUUAUAGAUAUCAGAAUGCUUCCCCAAAAUAUUUCAGAACACGUAUCAUUAACUAGACUUAUACAUUUAUUUUAAGUAGUUUUCUUUUGCUGUAAAAUUUACAUCCAAUGAAAUGCCCAAAUCUUAAGUGCACAUUUGCUGCAUUCUGGCAGAUGCCCACACCAGACUCCUAUCAGGAAACGGGAGUUACCAUCACCCUAGAAAGUUCUCUCAUGCUCUACCCCAGUCAGUCCCCACAGCACACCUCCCCACACCCCAGGCAACCAUCUCUGACUUUUUCUUUCUCCAUAGAUUAAUUUUGUCUGUUCUAGAAUUUCAUAAAGAUGGAAUCAGACGGUAUGUACUCUUCUGUAUGUGUCUGCUUUCAGUCAGCAUGAUGUUUUUGGCACUGCCCACACCAGUAUUUGUCCUGGUUUUUGUUGAGUCGAAUGCAUCUCAUCGAACGACUCUACCCAGUUUAGUGUAUCCAUUCCGUUGAUGGGUACCUGAGCUCCUUCCCGUAUCGGGCUCCAGACAGUUCUCUUUGUGAGCGAAUGUUUUUACUUCUCAGUAUAUAUCUAGAGGUAGAAUGGCUAGGUCAUAGGUAGGUUACGUCUGAUUGAAAAACGAGGGCCGGCACGUUCUCCAAAGCAGACGUACCAUUUUACGCUCUCAUGGACAAUGUGUGAGACAGCCAGCUGCCCUACAAGCCUGCCAGCAUUUGGUGUCAGUCCUUGAAAACUUCGCCAUCCUCGUGGGUAGGAACUGGGACAUCCCUGUGGUUUUCAUGUGCAGUUCCCUGACGAUGGAUGAUGUUGAAUAUUUUUUUCACGUGCUUAUGGGCCAUUUAUGUGUCUUCUUUCGUGGGGUGCCAGUUCAAGCCUCUUGCCCGCUUUUUGAAUUUGGUUGCUGUCAUUUUAUUAUUGAGUCGUAGGAAUUCUUUAUACAUCGUGCAUACCAGUCCUUUCCCGAUAUAUGUUUGCAAUUUUUUUUUUUUACCUAGUCUGGGAGUUGUCUUCAUUUUAUUCACACUUUCUUUUGAAGAGCCAAAGUUUUAAAUUUUGAUGAAGUCCAGUUUACCAGCUUUUCCUUUGAUGGUGUUAUUGCUUUUUGUGACUUGUUUCAGAAACCUUGCUUCUCCCUGGGUCACGAAAGAAUAUUUAUAUCUUGAAUGAAUUUUUAGAUACGCCAUGAGGUAAGGUUUGAGGCUCUUUUCUCUUUCCAUAGCAAUACCCAGUUAUUCCAACAUCAUUUAUUAAAAAGACUUCCUGUUCUAUUGGCUUGCUGUGACAUCUUCGUCAAAAAUCAUGUCUGUCACUGUGAAAAUAAAACCACAUUAUUGAAUUUUUAAAUUUUUUAAAUAAAAUGUUCAAAUGAAAAUUAAAUGCAGCUGAAAGUAAUCUAAUUGAGUUACAAAAAUUCAUAUUUAAAAAUAAGUUCCUAAAAACAAAAAGCAAGUUCCUCCCUGAGAAAAAUGGGACUGGCGAAGACUGGUUUAUCAUAAAAGAUUUCUUGGCUUCCCAGUAUCAUUUAUAUCGAAAAUGAAAAUCAAGUUCUCCAUCAAAAAGCAAUUCUCUUUUUAGACCGUGAUAUUAACCAGCUUUGAGAAUGCCAACAGCCCAUAUGUAUGUAGGUGGAGGGAGCAAAAGAUGUUAACUGUCUUUCUGAUACAAUUAUUUAUCCGUUUGUCACAUUAAUAAAAUGGUUGUCAGCGUCCAGGAGGGUUUGUUGUGGUGACACGUGUAUACAUUCAGUGCUUGGAAAGCCACACCAGUGACCCCCAUCACCUACAGUGCCCGUCAUCGGUGUGUCAGGAGGGUCACGUGGUUGCGUGGUCGACGUCCUGGUUAGUGUCAGGAGGACAGCCAAGACCACGCUGCUUUUAGCUUUAUCCUGAGACUAAUAAUAGCGAGAUGUGCUUAUCAUGGGAGGCACGCUUCUCAUUUAGCUCCCUUACUCCUCCUAGAGCAAGGCAGAAGCACCCUGGUCGUCCCACCUUUACUGGGAGCCAGUGGUGCAGAAAAGCCAUGCCACCUGCCCAAGGUCACUCAGCUGGGGAGCUGGGGAGGUCGCACAUCAAACUGGGCCACCCAGCUCCAUGCCUGUCCUCCUAAGCCCUCUGCAGGUUUGCCUUCUCGUAAGAAAAGAGCUUGGCACGCUGCCUGUAGGCACUGUUCCCGUUACUCGGUGAUGUCGGUUCAUAAAUUGUUAAAAACCUGUCUGUCUCCAUCCGUCCUAAAACAUCAGGGAGUGUGUCCCCUCUGGGAGCCCCACGCUGAUCCUUGGGUGCCCACCACCUGUACCUCUUGGAGGCCACUGCUGGGGGCGCAGCAGCCAAAGCACCCCGAAUCCGCGUCCCACCACGUGGGCAAUCCCCACCUGUACCACACUGGCCUCGCUGUCCAGGGGUAACUCCUAACACCGCUGGAUGACACGGCCUUCAUUUCUGACAACGGAGCUGUCUCGUUCAGCUUGGGAAUGAUCUCCUUGAGCGAUCUUAACAGAGAAGUGGCUUACGUGGAGCCGGGCUUUAGGAAGACCACCGGGGAAGGGAAAGGCACUCCAGGCAGAGGGGAACUGCGGGGGUAAAUGAGCCCUGGACAGAAUGCAGGGCAUGUUUGGAGAAGUCUUGAAACCUCAUGGUGAGACUGGAGCAGAGGGGCCCCUGGUCAGCUAGACUACGAUCAUAAAUAAGCCUCCCAAUCCCAGUGGCUUCACAAAGCCAAGUUUAUUUCUCUCACUUGGAACACUGCAGGUCACAGGGACGCCGGACAGAGCACCGCAGCUCUCCGUGUCACCGGCCUCUGUGCGGUGACUCGGCGACCCACGCUGCUCCCAUCUUUUGCUCUUUGUGCCAACAUGGGGUCUCCACCCCCAGCCACUUCUGACUCCCUCCGGCUGGGAGUGGCGGUUCUCAAUCCCCCAGAACGGGCCCCACCGUGUUUAUCGAACUGCAGGGGAGGCUGGGGAAUAUCAAAUCAUCCCAAACACGUACUGAGUGCUUUCUCUGUGCCAGGCUGUGUGCUAAGCGCUUAAAUGUGUCUCUUCUGACUCCCUCGGCCCCUAAGUGCGUGAGUUCUGCUGUGAGACCUCACCGCUGCGACCUCAUCACUCAGCUAAGGGAACAGCCUUGGCGAAGUUAAGGGCAUCCGACAGAACAGCCACAUAAAGACAGCGCUGGAGAUUUGAACCCGGGUCCCCAUGUAUCCAGAACCCCUGCUCUGGGCCCCCUGCCCUGAGUUCCUUGCUGAUCACUGCUGAGAAUAUCUUCAUCCCACUGGAGCCCCAGGACUGGGUUCUGAUUUUCUGCUCCGUCUCAUUUCAGCUUCCCCAGGAGUCAUGAAUUUUUAAACCUCGUGCAAGAUCAACCAGUUCACCCAGAGGAGACAGUAAAAGAACAAGAACAGGCAGAAACAGAACAGCCAUCAAAUAAGCACGCCGGAGUUCUUCCAGGAAAUGUCCACCUGCGGGGGGGCGGGGUGAACCCGAAGAAGUUGUGCAGGCAUGGCGGGACGUGCAGGGAGCGUGCUCAGGUCAUCAAGGGAAUUGUGGCCUUUUAGCAAAAGAGAGACAGAGGGAGAGUGGACUUAGGCCAUCAGCCUCGGGCUAUUUCAGUUUCUGAUGGAACAGAAGGACCUCCAGAGAAAAUGAGCUGAGCGACCGCUCUGGCCCAGAUGACGGGGGGAGUCAAGCAUCAUUUCCAGGUCUGUUUGAAGAAACACUUCCAAGGCCCUGAGGCCAAAACAAGCACCACAUCUCAAACUUAAAACAAACAAGCCAAACCUUCUGUUCUGGCCCAGCCCCCUCUUUUCACAGGCCACCAGGACCAGAGACGGGGGGUUGAUUAAGGAACGUCACACAGCCCUAUUUGUGCCAGAGCUGGACAUCGAAGCCAAGUUCUAGAAGAAGCUCAGAAAGGAGCAGGAAUGUGACCUGGUCUCACUCAAGACAGGAGCCCUCCUGCCUUUUCCUCUCCCACCACAGGGGAUACACCCCAAAGAAAUUCGAGCAGGCACUCAAAGAGAUAUUUGUACACCCAUGUGCAUAGCAGUGUUAUUCACAAUAACCCAAAGUGGAAACAACCCAAGGGUCCAUGCACGGCUGAAUGGAUACCCAACGUAUGGUAUAUCCACACAAUGGAACACUAUGCAGCCGCCUUUUUUUUUUUUAAAGGAAAUUUUGACACAGGCUACAUUGGGGAGAAAGCUUGAGGACAUGCUGCUGAGUGAAAUAAACCAGACACAAAAUGACACACACUGUAUGAUCCCUCUGACAGGCGGUCCUGAGAGCAGGCCAAUUCAGAGAGACGGAAAGUAGCACCGUGGUUGCUGGGGUCUGGGGGGGACGGGAGCGUGGGGAGUGAGUGUUUCCUGGACAGUUUCAAUUUGGGAAAAUGACAAAAUUCUGGACUAUCACCAGUCGUGCGAUGUCAUAUAGAAAAACAGGCCUAGAGCCAAGAGGUCCAAAAGUCACACAGCAAUUCGGCUAUCGCCCGGACCAGCACCCGGUUGAGAACAGCAGCUUUGCAAAACUGAAGAGCUGAAGCCAUGCCCUCAGGAAAUCUGCCCACAGCCCCAUGAGGUGGUCCGGUUGCUACUCUCGGUGAAGAGGAGGAAUGGGGGCGGUAAAAGGACAGGCCCCUCCUCAGAGAUGACAUAUCGGGUUUCUGCCACACUCCUCCCGGCCACAAGGUGGUUCGGGGGAUUGUCUGAGAUCUCUGGCCAGUCAAGACACUGCUUGUCGAAGUCUCAUUUUCCCCAUGUGAAAAGAGGGAUAAUAAUAGCCGCCUGGAGGAGCCGCUCAGAGGACUGGCCAUAAAGGAUCUAAAGUGUCUGCUGAGAAGUGCAUACUUAAUAAGCGGGAGUGGUUGUUGGAGAUUAUCUUUACUUCUUGUCACUCAGAAGAGAGCACCUCUACCCAGGCUUGUCCUGGGAAGCCGGCGAUUGGGGCGAGGAGGGGGCCCGAGGCAGCAGGACCUUGGCUGGGCAGCUGCCCUCAUCUGGGCCAGGUGCCCCCGGGGCCCUGCCCCACAGCACCAUGAUGGGGAAACUCCCCUUGGGGGUUGUCUCCCCGUACGUGAAGAUGAGUUCGGGAGGCUGCGCGGACCCCCUGAAAUUCUAUGCCACCAGCUACUGUACAGCCUAUGGUCGGGAGGACUUCAGGCCCCGCAUGGGCAGCCACGAAGGCACAGGCUACAGACCAAAUUACCGGCCCGUGGACUCCUACCAUGCCAACCUCGAUGCCCUGGACAACCCAGCCAUGGGGGAACAAGUCCGCCACAAUUUCCAGUCAGUGACCACCCAGAGCUACCGCCCCCUGGAGGUGCCUGAUGGCAAAUACCCACUGCCCUGGAACGUGCAUCAGACCAGCUCGGGCUACUCUCGGGAGAAGCCCAGUGCGGCAACCCCCACUAAGGAGGUCAGGAAGGUCCAUUUCGACACCCAGGACUAUGGGGCGCAGGCCAUCACAGGGCUGGAGCCCAAGGACGUGCCCCUGCUCCACCAGCCUCAGGGCAAGGGCUCGCUGGAGUGGGAGAAUGCCCGGCAUGGCCCGCGCUUCAUGACCUCGGAGUACAAUUCCAAGUACCUCAAGGAGCCUUCAAACCAGCCAGAUCUCUUGCAGAAGAAAUCAAUUGGCGCCAAGGAAGAGACUGGCUUCACCGAAGAGUCCACCAAGAACCCCAUUGUCUUCCAGCUGCCCUCCCAGGCCCUCCCUGGGGAUCCGGUCCUCCUCCCCGGCCGGAGUGUCACCAGGUCCGACUUCCUCCCCAUGGCCCACCCUCAUGGGGACGAGCUCCUGCCUGUGCUGGCCAGAGGCUCCGAGCGGGAAACGGGCUACAACCGAGUGACCGAGAGGAUGCUGAACCCCAGAGUGCCCCCUCCUGGCCCAGAACCUAGCAGCAUGAGCCACCGGCAGUUCCAGCCCCCGCAGCGGGUGCAGCAGACCAACGUCGCCUUGCUGGGCCGGGAGACGGUGGGGAACAAGGAGCCCACGGGGUUCAGCCUUAACAACGCCAGCUACUUCCGGAACCCCUAUGACCCAGACAUGGAUAAUCGGUACCUGACCACCUACAGCCAAGGGUACUUGGAGAAUAUCCCCAAGGGUCUGGACCGAGAAGGCUGGACUCGAGGUGGCAUCCAGCCGCAGAAGCCCAGAGGCUAUGCCUUCAACCAGCCAGUCACCCGCAUGGAGGCCACCCCCAACCCCAUGGAGAGCUUGCAGCGCCUGCACCCCCACGUGGGAAGAACCCUGAUCUCUGCGGACCCCUUCUACAGAGCAGCGCCUCACAGUGGCCGUUUCACGACACCCAACUGAGCCCAAGGCUGGUUUGCCUACCCAACAGACAGGACUGGAGCCGACUACUCUCCCUUCCCCCACCCCCUCCCUGCCGGGACUCCCCUGGCUACUUUCCUAAUGAAAUAAAGAGCAGUGAAGCAAA
Messenger RNA from Ailuropoda melanoleuca (giant panda), 10521 nucleotides. It is a transcript of the gene SAXO4, whose product is annotated as stabilizer of axonemal microtubules 4. The transcript has 17 exons. The record is from RefSeq and is a predicted model, not a curated record. The coding region runs from base 9120 to 10397 and encodes 425 amino acids. Lineage: Eukaryota; Metazoa; Chordata; Mammalia; Carnivora; Ursidae. Gene Ontology annotation, molecular function: phosphatase binding.